This is a messenger RNA of Talaromyces stipitatus ATCC 10500, 918 nucleotides long. RefSeq names its product retrovirus polyprotein, putative. NCBI's taxonomy places the organism in Eukaryota, Fungi, Ascomycota, Eurotiomycetes, Eurotiales, Trichocomaceae. The record is from RefSeq and is a predicted model, not a curated record. Bases 1 to 918 code for a protein of 305 amino acids. The transcript has 2 exons.
AUGUCACUGGAGGAGCUGGAAGCCGCUCGAGAGUGCAUUAUUGACAACCUUAACAAAGGGUUUAUUGAGUCGAGCAAUGCACCAUUCACUUCACCAAUGAUUAUGGCAGAGAAGCCUGGAGGUGGACUCCGCUUCUGUGUGGACUAUCGGAAGUUAAAUAAAUUGACUAAGAAGGACCGUUAUCCCUUCCCACUAAUCGAGGAGAUUUUUAAGCGAUUGAGUCGGGCUCGGAUAUUUACCAAAUUGGACAUCCGUCAAUGCUUCCACCGCAUCAGAAUGCACACUGAUUCUAAAGAUCUGACUACAUUCAGAUGUCGCUAUGGCACAUAUAAGUAUAAGAUUAAGCCAUUUGUCAAUCCAAACGGGCAUGCAACGCUCCAGAGAUUAGUACAUGAUCUUUUUAUAGACGACCUUGACCAAUUCCUUAUAGCCUUCAUCGAUGGCCUUCUCAUUUACAGUGAGAAUGAGUUGGAGCACGAGAUCCAUGUCCAAAGGGUGCUCAAACGACUUAGAAGCACAGGAUUACAGGCAGCCCUCCAUAAAUGCGAGUUCCAUGUGACCGAAACAAAGUUUCUUGGUUUUAUCCUAGCUCCUGAUGGCAUCAAGGUUGAUCAGGGAAAAGUUGAGAUUAUCAUCAACUGGACUGUGUCCACUACCGUAUUCGGUUGUGAGGUCGUUUUUAGGAUUCUGUGGAUUCUACCGGAAGUUCAUACAAAACCAUACCAAAAUCGUGAAAUCAACGUGCUGUUCGACUGGACUAAGGAGUGCCAAGAAGCUUUUGAAGAACUGAAGAAACGUCUGGUCAGUGCACCUGUCUCGUGUCAUUACCGCCCAGGACUACCUACCGGUUUGGAGGCCGAUGCGCCAGAUGGAAUAGUAGCAGCUGUGCCCUCACAGUUGCAGGAAGAUGGGCAGUGA